Messenger RNA from Lontra canadensis (Northern American river otter), 1573 nucleotides. RefSeq names its product ladybird homeobox 2 (gene LBX2). NCBI's taxonomy places the organism in Eukaryota, Metazoa, Chordata, Mammalia, Carnivora, Mustelidae. The record is from RefSeq and is a predicted model, not a curated record. Gene Ontology annotation, molecular function: DNA binding. Bases 768 to 1403 code for a protein of 211 amino acids. The transcript has 3 exons.
GGCGGAGAAGAUAGGCGGGAGAGAUGGAAGAGGAGGAAGGCAAAGGCCCUUCAGGAGAGAGGGUACUCCCCACAAAUACACUAGUAACUGAGAGCGAGGAAGAGAUGACCUAAAAGCUACGCAGAGGACACAGGAGUGUCUGUUUGGUGAUAGGCUUGGGACAUGAGCUAGGCAAUUCCAGCAGGCUCCUGAGACCCUCUUUAAAUGCAGAUUAAGUGAAACCUCAGAGGACUGAGGCUUCCAGCCAGAAGGGUCUCUCUUGGCCCCUUUCCACCUCCCCCUAUUAGUAACCAAUUAGCAAGGUCCUGAGGCAUCUGGGUUUUCUGCUGUGGCCUGGCUCUGCUCUCAGCCCCAGCAGUGGCCCGCUGGGCUGAGUGUGCUGCUCAGGCUGCCAACGUACUGAGUGUGUCUGGGGGAGCGGGGAGGGGUCUUACCAAGAGGACCCGGUGUUUCUCUGCCUCUGUUUGGUGGUGGGCCAGGCCAGUGCCUCGGGCUAUGUGAGGUUCCCUCACCCCCACCAUCAAAGCGCCUUCUGGUCCUUGUUAAAGAGUCUUCGGCCCAGUUGCCUUAGAUCUCCCAAGCUCUGUUUAGGGCACCUCAGCUGCAGGCUCCACUUGCCCCCGGGGAAUAGGCACAGAGGGUCAUUGCACAAGCGGUGGGAGGUGCAGAGGUCUACAGAGGUGACGUGAUGGCCAGUCCAGGAGGGACUUCUUCUUGGCACUGUUGGAAAAAACCAGAAGAAUCCUGUGGAGGCAUGUCUCUUAGGAAUGGCAGCUGCGGAGCGGAUCGCAUCCGGCGGCGGGACCGCCACAACCCGAGCGGCCAUGAACUCGGGACCCCAGCCUCGGACACCCCGGACACUAUUCAGCAUCGCAGACAUCCUAGGCCCGCGCAGGAUUACCCGAGGACCUUCUACGUCUCAGCUUCCAGAGUUGAGCCCCGGUCCCACGUCGCCUCUGUGCGCGCUGGAGGAGCUGACCAGUAAAACUUUCCUCGGACUCGACGGGCACGCUCCGGAGUCCUCUGAAGGCCGCGCAGCCCCGGGUGCGCUGGGCCCCGGCCCGACUGGCCGCAGGCGGCGCAAGUCACGCACAGCGUUCACCGCUCAGCAGGUGCUGGAGCUGGAGCGGCGCUUCGUCUUCCAGAAGUACCUGGCGCCUUCGGAGCGCGACGGGCUGGCGGCGAGGCUCGGUCUGGCCAACGCACAGGUUGUCACGUGGUUCCAGAACCGGCGAGCCAAGCUCAGGCGCGACGUGGAGGAGAUGCGCGCCGACGUGGCCUCGCUGAGUGCGCUGUCCCCCGAAGUCCCGUGCGGCCUGCAGCGGCCGGAUGGCGGCCCGGGUCCCGGCCCGCGGGACUCCGGGCACCACCUGACAGAAGAAGAGAUUCAGGUGGUCGACUGAAGGCAAAGCCGCUGCCGGCCGGGCUCUGGGGCCCCGUCUCCUCACCUCCGUGCCCCGCGCCCUGUCCCGGUUCCCGGGUGGAGGGAGGGUGUGGAUCCGGCCUUCUCCGGCUCAUAGUCCAGACGCUCAGUUUUCCCAGUUGUUGAGAAUAAAAUUGAGACUCAGUCGCA